AUCGUUUUCAACUUUGGCGGACUGAAGUUAUUAUAAAUGUGCGUUUAGGCAUGAAGUGAGUUUCUCCUUGAAUAUGGAAGCAGAUCAGACUCAAUAGUACGAGUAGUUGGAUUGUUUUUGUUGCUGCAAUGUUCGUUCUCUACAAAAGGCACGAAUCUCCUAGGCUACUGGCCGCGACCUCGAUAAUCCUCUUCUUGCUGGGAUCAAUUCAUAUCGCUUUGUCCUUAAGACAACUUCUGGAAGCCUUCAUUAACGUUCCGGCAACCUCAUCGAGACUUUAUUCCAUCAUCUAUUGGGCGAAUUUGUCCACCGGACUCAGCGUUGCAAAGAUUAGCGUGUAUGCUACGGCUGUCUUUGUUCAAUACUUUGUUAUGAUAUGGAGACUUUAUGUGGUCUGGGAUUAUAAUUGGAAAGUCACAAUCCUGCCUCUAUUCCUUGAGAUAUGUCAAAUGGGAACGGCAUACACGGCAGCCGUGCUCGCAGCUAAAGAUCUGGUGUCACAAGUCACGUUUGGACCGGUUCCGUGGAGCAUUGAGCUUGCCCUUAAUUUCAUUGUCACUGCAGGAAUCGCCGGACGAUUGUGGUGGAUGGGUAGACAAGUCAAUGCGUUGGGAGAACGCAACAAGUACCUUUCAGCCCUAUUGGUGGUCGUCGAGUCCGGAGCCAUUUUUGCUGCUGUAACGCUAGUAAUGCUUAUUCUCUUGGUUAAGAAGAGCCAGCUAUCCAUCAAUGGGACCGACAUAUCAACACAGUUGGCGGUUUUGACACCCCUCCUCAUUAUUGCUCGCGUCGGGAUGACAAUGAUCCCGAGGGUACCAGCGUCAACCCUCUCUUUUGCGUAUCCGGCGCCUGCAAGUCAUGCAGCAAAUAUUGAGCUGGCCACAAAUGGCCUUGCCAAUAGUGUCGCCAUUUCUAGAGCAGAGAUCAUCGACAUAUCCGAAUCCGGGCCAUUUGAUAUGAAAAGAAAUAGCAAGUGAAUUAUGGAUACCGUCCUUCUUGUUCUGGCGUUCUGUAUUGUUUAAUUGUAAUGCUUUAUGUGAAUAUAUUUUUUGCCAUCUCGAC
This is a messenger RNA of Desarmillaria tabescens, 1062 nucleotides long. RefSeq lists its product as uncharacterized. NCBI's taxonomy places the organism in Eukaryota, Fungi, Basidiomycota, Agaricomycetes, Agaricales, Physalacriaceae. The coding region runs from base 129 to 977 and encodes 282 amino acids. The record is from RefSeq and is a predicted model, not a curated record. The transcript has 7 exons.